AUGGAUUCCCAAGCUUUUGCUCACCCACCUCCUUCUCCUUCUCUUAUAUCAAACGUCACUACGAUUAGUCUUGUACUUACAGCCUCAUUCGCCAUUGUAGUUUUCUGCUUCUUAUGUACAAUUAUCAUUGCCCUCAUUCACACCACAGUUGGCAUGUUAUUUUCCUGUCUUCUAUUCGAUAUGCAUGACCGCCAUAUUGAUCUUGAAGCCGGACAAAGAAGACACCAGACACGGAUACUUUCUGCAAUAUCACAGCAAACUCCGUUCAGAAAUAAUAUAGCAUUCUUCCAAGCUCUUUUGGUGGAGGUAUGGGAUGGAGUUAACAUUGAUGAAGAAGGAACAGAAGAGCAACAACGACAAGUAGCCUUGGAAUCACUACCGCCACCCAUAAGUCACAGAAACUUAGAUGUUUCAUCAAGUCCCCAUGAAUGUGUCAUUUGCUUGGAGGAUUUCGUAGAUGGCGAUUCAUGUCGAGUUUUUUCGGUUUGCAAACACAUGUUCCAUUUGAAUUGUGUGGACAACUGGUUGAGGAAAAACCUUACUUGCCCAAUUUGUCGAAAAUAUGUAAUGGAUGUAUGA
Molecule: messenger RNA, 579 nt
Organism: Quercus lobata
Lineage: Eukaryota; Viridiplantae; Streptophyta; Magnoliopsida; Fagales; Fagaceae
Product: putative RING-H2 finger protein ATL19
Exons: 1
Coding region: 1-579 (192 amino acids)
Biological process (GO): protein ubiquitination
Source: RefSeq, a predicted model, not a curated record